Papaver somniferum (opium poppy) is the source of this 1803-nucleotide messenger RNA. Its product is annotated as 2,3-bisphosphoglycerate-independent phosphoglycerate mutase-like. NCBI's taxonomy places the organism in Eukaryota, Viridiplantae, Streptophyta, Magnoliopsida, Ranunculales, Papaveraceae. Gene Ontology annotation, molecular function: manganese ion binding. Gene Ontology annotation, biological process: glucose catabolic process. Gene Ontology annotation, cellular component: cytoplasm. The transcript has 8 exons. The record is from RefSeq and is a predicted model, not a curated record. Bases 211 to 1587 code for a protein of 458 amino acids.
AGGGUAACCGAACUUAGAAGAAAUAAUUAAAAAAGGAAAAACUGGCGUGCUCUCUCGAUCACUCGAAACAACGGCAAGCAUCACGCAAAAUACUGCCCUUCAUCACCGAUCGAACUACUUGUUUAUAAAUACAAGAAAUUUGUGGUUGGGGUUUUUGUCUCUUAAAUCUUUUUCUCUCCGACUCAAAAACACAAACACCAACAAACAAAGAUGGGAAGUGCUGAAGUCUCAUUCAAAUUGGCGGAUCAUCCAAAGCUUCCUAAAGGGAAGGUAGUAGCUCAGAUUGUGUUGGAUGGAUGGGGAGAAGCUAAUCCCGACCAGUUUAACUGUAUCCAUGUUGCUCAAACACCAACCAUGGAUUCUCUAAAACAAGGUGCACCUGAGAAGUGGAGAUUGGUAAGAGCUCAUGGUAAGGCAGUUGGUCUCCCAACUGAAGAUGACAUGGGUAACAGUGAAGUUGGACAUAAUGCCCUUGGUGCUGGAAGAAUUUUUGCUCAAGGUGCCAAGCUUGUUGACAUUGCACUUGCCUCGGGAAAGAUCUUCGAUGGAGAAGGCUUUCAGUACAUCAAGGAAUCCUUUAAGGAUGGCACCCUCCACCUAAUUGGGUUAUUGAGUGAUGGAGGUGUCCACUCUCGAAUUGAUCAAGUGCAGUUGCUAUUAAAAGGAGCCAGCGAGAGGGGUGCCAAAAGAAUCCGCCUUCAUAUUCUCACCGAUGGUCGUGAUGUUUUGGAUGGUUCAAGUGUAGGGUUUGUUGAAACUAUUGAGAAUGACCUUGCACAACUGCGAGCAAAUGGCGUUGAUGCACAAAUUGCAUCUGGUGGGGGUCGCAUGAAUGUCACAAUGGACCGUUAUGAGAACGACUGGGGUGUUGUGAAAAGAGGAUGGGAUGCUCAAGUUCUUGGUGAAGCACCAUACAAAUUUAAGAGUGCUUUAGAAGCAGUUAAGACACUGAGGGCAGAACCAAAGGCCAAUGACCAAUACUUGCCUCCAUUUGUUAUAGUUGAUGAUAGUGGCAAGGCUGUUGGCCCAGUUUUGGACGGUGAUGCUGUUGUGACUUUCAACUUCCGUGCAGAUCGUAUGACUAUGCUUGCUAAGGCCCUUGAAUACGAUGACUUCAAGGAUUUUGACCGCGUUAGAUUCCCGAAGAUCCAUUAUGCUGGUAUGCUCCAGUAUGAUGGUGAGUUGAAGCUUCCAAACAAAUACCUAGUUUCACCACCAGAGAUUGAUAGAACAUCUGGUGAAUACUUGGUGCACAAUGGUGUCCGUACUUUUGCCUGCAGUGAGACUGUUAAGUUUGGACAUGUUACCUUCUUCUGGAACGGGAACAGAUCUGGAUACUUUAAAGAAGAUAUGGAGGAAUACGUUGAAAUUCCAAGUGAUAGUGGAAUUACAUUCAAUGCCCAGCCGCUAAUGAAGGCCUUGGAAAUUGGUGAGAAGGCAAGGGAUGCUAUUCUUAGUGGCAAAUUCGACCAGGUACGUGUCAACAUUCCAAACAGUGACAUGGUUGGACACACUGGUGACAUUGAGGCAACUGUUGUCGCUUGCAAGGCUGCUGAUCAAGCUGUUAAGGUAAUAUUUCUUGAUUAAUUGUUUUUCAUCAUCCCCUGUAAGAAUUGCCCCACUCGCUAGUUAUGUGUCUGUGUUUCUGCUGGACUUUCGAGAAAGUGUGAAAUAUUCCAUGAGUUCUUGGGGAAAAUUUCCGUUUUUUUUGUUUAUAGUUAAGUCCAAGCGUUCUUGGUGCAACAGUAUCUGUGUCUUUCUUUCUUUUGUUGUUGUAUAUAAUUUAUAUGAGAUUGCUGCUCU